Molecule: messenger RNA, 150 nt
Organism: Plasmopara halstedii
Lineage: Eukaryota; Oomycota; Peronosporomycetes; Peronosporales; Peronosporaceae
Exons: 3
Coding region: 1-150 (49 amino acids)
Source: RefSeq, a predicted model, not a curated record
AUGGAUCUAAUUCCAUCCUCUUCACGCUUUGGCGUUCUAGCUUGGCUCUCGGAAAGAAGUGGGAAUUUUGGUGGGGAUGCCAAGUGUGCCGGCCUGUCCACCAAACGCUUCACGGACCGCCCAACCAAAUUUACUGAAUAUAUUGAUUAA